Miscanthus lutarioriparius is the source of this 1221-nucleotide messenger RNA. The record is from the annotation of a GenBank genome assembly. Lineage: Eukaryota; Viridiplantae; Streptophyta; Magnoliopsida; Poales; Poaceae.
AUGUCUGCCCCUCUAGGCUUGACGAGUCGCAUCCUGGUAGCAAUAAUCCACUGCUUGGUGGCCGCAAUCUCUCCGGCGUCUUGCAGUAGCUCCCUCGACCGGGGCGGCGAUGUCAUCGGCUUCAGCUUCCCGUCGAUGGAGGGUCCGCAGUACGACGGGAGCGAGCUUAUGUUCUCCUGGGAUGCCGGUGUACUCGGCCGUGCUCUCCACCUCACCGCCGACGGUGUCUAUGAACCGCCGGUUGUAUACUCUCCAGACUCGAAGAGGUCAGCCGGCCAUGUCAGCCUCUCACAAGGUAUCCCACUCGCUCUCGAAUCGAAACCCUUCGACUACGACGACGACGGGCGGCUAUGGUCGGCGUCGUCGCAGGAGGCGUCCUUCAACACUAUCUUCACCAUGAGCAUCAGCCGGCCGCACGGCUACAAGGCUGACGACGGCGGCCUUCUAUUUGAGGUGCUGCCCCAGCCCGACGACGAACGCCAUUGGGACGGCCUUGACAGGGCCAUUUACUUCCCCUUGUCUACCACGGCAAGCGGCAGCAACAUCUCCGUUGAGAUCGGCAAGCUGGAGUACUAUUACCAUCAGGGGCUGUUCGGUCUGUAUGUCUCCAUCGUGCCACCGGCCCCGACGACGCCAUACUCGACGCCGGCGAACUACACGGUGUGGAUUGAUUACGACGCCAAGAGGCACAACCUUUCAGUUUAUGUCGACGACGAAGGGAAAGCAAAACCAGGACCAGGACAAGCCACGCUUCAUUCCCCCCUCAGCAUCAUCGCCGUCGUCAGUGGGGUCGUCAGGAGUAGGCGGCGGGGGUGGCACAACGGCUCCCCAGACGGUAGUUCCAAGUUUGGUUUAUUCGCCUCCAAGAACAGGUUAUUGCCGUCAUGCCAGCCCGUGGUGUAUAGCUGGAACCUGACGGUGGACAGGCUCUGCUAUUGUUUUCUUGGGCGCUUGGUGCUUAGUGUCAAGGUACAGGGCUCUCACGAUGAAGCUGAAGCUUUCAAGGCGAUGCGGAGGCUACCCGGAAUACCCCGGGAGUUCGGGUAUGCCGCCGUCAAGAAGGCCACCAGGAACUUCCACGAGAGCAUGAGGCUCGGCAGUGGAGGCUUCGGUGCCGUGUACAAGGGUGCCAUGAUUGCCACCUGCGACGGAGACGACGGCCGCCAGCGGCUUCAGUACGCUGCCAUGGCCGGUGGUGGUGUGACUGCGCGGCCGAGCUAG